Molecule: messenger RNA, 3875 nt
Organism: Drosophila montana
Lineage: Eukaryota; Metazoa; Arthropoda; Insecta; Diptera; Drosophilidae
Exons: 8
Coding region: 331-3489 (1052 amino acids)
Biological process (GO): proteolysis
Molecular function (GO): protein binding; serine-type endopeptidase activity
Source: RefSeq, a predicted model, not a curated record
UGUUUUGUUUUGUUAUUUGUUUGGCAAAAGCAUGCGGAAAAUCUGAUCUGAUUUGAUCUGAUCCUGAGCUAUUGCGCAAGUCGGCAUCAAGGUAUCGCUAUCUCAGUAUCGUCUUACAAUUCCGCUCGUGUGACACUUUUUCAUAGUUGACGACCAUUGCAAACUGGUUGCAGCGCGCGCUGCCCUAAAGCACCGUCGCGCCCGCUUGUAUUUCACCUGCGCCACCGCCACAGAACGCGGUCAUGUUCAUUUCAUGCAGCCGCUGACGCUGCCUCUCAGUAGAAACGACAUCACCACCAACAGAAACUUUGAAGAGCACGCUGCUCCAGGAUGUCGGACAUUUACUAUUGCAGCAAUAGCCAGAUCAAAAAAGCUCGCGAAGCGGACAAAAAUGCUGCCGGCGGUAAUCCAAUGGCAACAACAGUAACAAACACAUCAGGAACAACAACUACAGCGGCAGUUGACAAAAAGAACAACAACAACAACAACCACUGCAGCAGUAAUCGUAACAGCAGCAAAGACAAAAGCAAAGAGAUGCAGACAAAUGGCGGCAAAACCAAUUGGAAGGGUCUCGUCCAAAGCAAUCCCAAUGGCAAUGGCGUCUUGCCAACAGCAGCAGCAUCUCAGCCAGCCAAGGUUUUCCACAACACACGCUGCACGCGACACCACAAGCCCCAUCACACCCACAGCAAUGGCGGCGGCGUUGCAGUAGCAGCAACUGUGGCAUCCGUACCUGGAGCUGAUCAGCGAGAUGGGGAUCGGCACCAUCAGCACCAGGCACAGCAACAGCACCACCUGCACCACAUGCACAGCCACAGUCAUAACCAUGCCCAUCAUGGACUGCGUCGCAAGUCAGAGUCUGUGCUAUCCACCGACUCGGACAUACGCUUCACCCGCCGCAAGUUGGGUGAUAGCCAGAAGUGCGGAUGCGCUGUGAUAGCCGGCUUCCUUAUUGCCCUGCUGGUGGCCGGCGCCUUUGUCUAUAUAGGCUAUACAUACUUUCGGCCGGAGCCGCUGCCGGAUCGCGUGUUCCGUGGCAAGUUCAUGGUGCUUAACGAUAAAUGGAGCAUGGAGCUCGCCAAUCAAAACUCGCUCCGUUUCCAGCACAAGGCACGUGACUAUCGGGAGCGCAUCAAUCUAACGUUACGUCGCUCCGACUUACGUGAGGCCUACGAGGGCAGCGAGAUUCUGGCUUUAGAUGGCAGCGAGGACAACAACAACAUUAUCGUGCACUUCAACAUGAUAUUCGAUCCGUAUGCGGGUCUGGUCAGCAGCGGCGAGUUGCUGGCGCUUUUCCAUGAAGAGUUAAGCGAUGCACAAAGUCGGCAUUUUGCCAACAUGACCGUGGAUGUGUCAAGCGUGACCAUUAAGGAAACCACCGGCCAGAUCGAGGAGCCUAUCAUGUCCAGCUCACCGCUUGGUGGCCAUGAUGAGACCACCGAGCCGACCACCACAACACCACGUCCGCUGCCGCGCCGAUGCGAGCCACUGCAGCUGAACUAUUGUCGCAAUGUGGGCUACAAUGUGACCACCUAUCCGAAUAUGCUGGGUCACGCUACCUAUGAGCAGGUGGUCGAGGAUGUCAUUGUGUUCCGCGAGCUCGUCGACGGCGAGUGUUUCCGUGAGGCCUACGACUUUGUCUGCCGUCUACUGCAGCCACCCUGCGAGACGCACGGCAUCAGCCAGCAGCCGACGCCCGGCGCCAUCUGUCGCGAAUAUUGUGAGGCGUUCAUGGCCGGCUGUGGCGGCAGGCUGCCAGCACGCUUCCGGCAGCACUUUGAUUGUGAACGCUUCCCGGAGUCGACGGGCACACAGUCGUGCCAGCAGAAGCCCCACUGUGUUGGUGACAUGCAGAGCAAUGUGCAGAGUCCGCGUUUAUGCGAUGGCUACGCCGAUUGUCCGGAUCUGUCGGAUGAACGCAGCUGCGCCUUUUGCGCCGCCAAUGCGCUCUACUGUGGACGCGGACGCGCCUGUGUGCCGCGCAAGGCACGAUGCGAUGGGAAGGCCGACUGUCCGGAUGGCGCUGACGAGAAGGAUUGCCUUUCUAUCGCUCCAUUGGCCGCGGAUCUACUGCAACCCGAGCCCUUGGUUCCGUAUUUGCCACGCUUCCAUGCCGCCGGCUAUGCUGUCUUCUCCGAGAAAGGCGUAGUGGGCAAACUGUGCGCUGAGGGCCUAGAGGGUGAUGCCAAACUAGUGGUACGCCAGACCGUCUCGGAAUCCUUAUGCAAAUCGCUGGGCUAUGAAUCUGUGGAAAUCUUUGAUGUACAAAAUGAUACGGAAAAACUGUCGGAUUAUGUGCGCGUUUUAGAUCCGCAUGCGCCGGAGAUCAGUUUCAUACGAACCCACUGCCCCAAGAGACAGGUGCUCUACGUGGGCUGUGGCGAUCUGCGUUGCGGGGUGCAGUCGGCGCUGCCCAAUGCCAAGCAGCAUCUGUCGCUGCCCAAGAUGUCAGCCCCGGGUGAUUGGCCGUGGCUGGUGGCAUUGUUCCGCGAGGACAUACACGUCUGCGAUGGAACGCUUAUAUCACCGGACUGGGUGCUGACCACAGAGGGCUGCUUCCAGGGCCAGCCGAGAGCCACCUGGAUGGCAAUAGUGGGUGCAGUUCGUUUGUCAGCGAAGGCGCCGUGGACACAACGUCGCCGUAUUAUUGGCAUGAUCAAAAGCCCUGUUGAGGGUUCCACAGCGGCACUGGUCCGCUUAGAGACGCCGGUCAGCUUCUCGGAUCAUGUGCGCCCCGUUUGCCUGCCAGACGCACUGCAGCGCCAGCAGCAGCAAACGCCCAUACAACGGCGCGCCUACGUACCAGUGGCUGAGCGCCUAGAAGCUCCGCCAGCCCAGCAUUCCCAGCGCCGGCUGGCCCAGGAAACUCAGCAGUUCUUCCUUAUACCCUCACAGCACGAGCAACACGAGGGCUCAGGUGCCAGCGCCGAUGACCAUGAAGACGCUGCUGGCUAUGACUACCUGAAGGCUGAGUCUGCCGCAUCCCAAAUGCCGCGUGCCGAGGCACUGCAACAGGUACCGGAUGGGGAGGAGCACCCCCAGCUGAACGCUUAUCCGUUGCCCGACAGUGCCCCGCAAGUCAACUACUAUGGCGCAUCCUCCUCUACACAGGCGGCCAAAACCACCAAGCCACCCAGCACACCAGAACAAAUCUGGACGAACUGCAACACGCUCGGCUGGUCCCGACAGCGCGAUCAUCUGCAGCGCGUGCAGCUAAAAAUUGGUGAUAUGGCGCCCUGCGAGAAUAUCUCCAUAACGACGGUCAACUCCAUGUGCAUGGAGGCAACCUACCAGAAAUACGACUGCACGCAAGAGGAAUAUUCUGGCGCGCCCGUGCAAUGCCUCAUACCGGGCACUAAUCAAUGGGCCCUAAUUGGUGUCUCAUCCUGGCGGAUUGCUUGUGGACCGACGGGCGUCGAGCGGCCGCGCAUGUACGAUAAGAUUGCACCCAAUGCGGAUUGGAUACGGGAGACGGUAAACGCGGUGUAGCCUAUAGCCGCCAGCGGUACAUUUAUUACUCUGUAAAAACUAACGUGUAUUAUGUAAAAAGCAAGAAGAACCAACCUUAAUCGUAAUUUACUGCAUGUUUUAACCUAAUAUUUUUAUGUAUUAUUGUAACCAUUUUUUAUACCCUGAACCCAUUAAAAAUGGGUAAAAGGGGUAUAAUGUAUUUGAGCAAAUGUAUGUAACAGGCAGAAGGAGGCAUCUCCGACCCCAUAAAGUAUAUACAUACAUAUAUUCUUGAUCAGCAUCAAUAGCCGAGUCGAUCUAGCCUUGUCCGUCUGUCUGUCUGCCUGUCCGUAUGUAUGAACGCAAGAAUUUCAGAACCUAUAAGAGCUAGAAUCUUGCAAUUUUGGAUCGAUCCUCCGAGAGUA